Molecule: messenger RNA, 2307 nt
Organism: Saccostrea echinata
Lineage: Eukaryota; Metazoa; Mollusca; Bivalvia; Ostreida; Ostreidae
Product: pre-mRNA-splicing factor SLU7-like
Exons: 14
Coding region: 132-1859 (575 amino acids)
Biological process (GO): mRNA splicing, via spliceosome
Cellular component (GO): spliceosomal complex
Molecular function (GO): pre-mRNA 3'-splice site binding
Source: RefSeq, a predicted model, not a curated record
GCCUUGCGAAUCUGAACGAAUACCUUGAAUAUGAUAUAGUUGGAUUUGGAAAGAUUGUUUUAUGGAUAUGAAUUAGGAAAUCUCAUUGUCACAACAUUUGGAUCUUGAUUUGAAGGACACUACAGAUAAUCAUGUCAUUUUCAAUCAACUUACCACCAUCGGUGAUGGCCAAAAAGGCCAAAUCGGAGGAGCAGGAUGAACCAAAAAAGAAGUCCCGCGAGGACUGGAGGAAACAGAAAGAGUUGGAGGAGAUGAGAAAAGCUGGAACAGCACCAGCCAUGACAGAUGAGGAGGGGAAAGAAAUCAACCCCCACAUUCCCCAGUAUAUUAUGCAGGCACCAUGGUACUAUCAAGCUACGCAGGCCACACUAAAACAUCAAAGAAUACAGGAAGACCAAAAGAAAAAUUAUGAUGAUAGAAAUACAUGGUACAAAAAAGGUCUCAAGGAGGGUCCAGUUGUGACAAAAUUUAGAAAAGGAGCUUGUGAAAACUGUGGAGCAAUGACUCAUAAGAAAAAGGACUGCUUAGAGAGGCCAAGGAGGAUUGGUGCCAAAUUCACAGGUGACAAUAUAGCCCCUGACGAGUACAUUACUCCUACCCUAAACUUUGAUUAUGAGGGUAAGCGUGAUCAUGCAGCUGGCGUAGAUGUGGAAGAUCACCAGAGAAAAGUCAGGGAGGAAUACAGCCGCUUGGAAGAGGCAAAGAGAAUGCUGAAAGAGGCAAACUUUUUGGAAGGAAAAGAAUCUGCUGAAACAUCUCAAGGUGACAGUGAGGAUGAGGAUAAAUAUGCAGAUGAUGUAGACAUGCCUGGUCAAAAGUUUGAGACCAAACAGCGUAUCACAGUUAGGAAUCUCCGAAUCAGAGAGGACACAGCUAAAUAUUUGUACAACCUUGAUCCAAACUCUGCCUUUUAUGAUCCCAAAACUCGUUCUAUGAGGGAAAAUCCAUAUAAAAACACUGGAAACAUAGAGAUGGAGCAAAAGUAUGCAGGAGACAACUUUGUCAGAUUCUCUGGAGAUGCACAUGAAUUUGCCAAAAAACAAGUGUUUGCUUGGGAAGCCUAUGAACAUGGAACAGAUGUGCACUUACAAGCAGAUCCCACCAAAUUAGAACUACUCACUAAAGAAGUGCAGAAGAGGAAAGAGGACUUUAAAUCCAGUGCCAAGGAGAGCAUUCUGGACAAAUAUGGAGGAGAGGAGCAUUUACAAGCCCCUCCCAAACAGCUCUUAAUGGCACAAACAGAGGAUUAUGUGGAGUAUUCUCGACAUGGUUCAGUAAUUAAAGGGAAUGAAAAACCAGUGGUCAGAUCAAAGUAUGAAGAAGAUGUCUACAUAAAUAAUCAUACAUCUGUUUGGGGUUCAUUCUGGAAAGAUGGUAGAUGGGGCUACAAGUGUUGUCAGAGCUUCAUUAAGGAGUCCUACUGCACUGGGGCAGCAGGGAUUGAGGCCUCCAACACAGAUAUUAUCCCCACCAUUAGGAAUGGAGAGGAGGAGAUUGAGGAAGAGGAUGAGGAAGCUCCAAAGUCACUGCUACAGCAACAUCAGGAAAAAUUAUUAUCAAAAGAAAAGAAAAAGAAGAAGAAAAAGAAAAAUAAGAGGAAACACAAAAAGAAGAGUAAAAGUAGCAGCAGCAGCGAGUCAGAGUCGGAGGAUGAAGAGGCGAUACGAGAAAGAAAACUGAAAGAGGCUCUGAAGAAAGAGGAGGAGCAGCAGAAGAAAGCAGAUCAUCUUCUGUCUAUGGAUGAACGUAAGCGACCAUACAACAGUAUGUAUACUAACGUAGCCCCUAGUGAAGAGGAGAUGGAGGCCUGGAGGAUGAAACAAAGAAGAACGGAGGAUCCCAUGUCACAUUUCUCAUAGCUGAGAGGACAGAGGACCACUGUUACAUGUUACAUAGCUGAGAGGACUGAGGACCUCUGUUACAUGUUACAUAGCUGAGGGGACAGAGGACCUCUGCUACAUUUCAUGAAGGCAAAAGGACCUCAUCUUGUCUUCUGUAUAUUUAGGUGUCCAACUAUGGUGAAAAUACAGAACUUUGGUGAAAUACAGAUCAACUGUACAUUCAACUCCUGACACGUCUUUUAUUACUUUCUUCCAGUAUUAAAUAGCAAGUGCUAAUUCCCUCAGGACAGAGGAGAUAAAAUUAUAAACUAUGAAAAGUUUCAUUGGAAUUGAUUUCGAAAGAUUUGUCUGUAUUCAAAUAUUUUAUUUAACUGUGAUAAUUUUUCUUAAAGUGGUCAGGUGAGGUAAUUAUUUGUAAAUGUAUUUAUUUAAUAUGAAGUUUCCUUAAUACAGAGAUGAAUUUUAA